CUUCUUCGCUCCCAUGCUCCCUCCACGCCUCAAGACCUCGAGGCCAGUCUUGCGCUUCCGAAUACAUUUAUAGAUCCGCUAUUACCAAGGUAUCUCAUAAUAUUAGCAAAAUCUGCUUCAUUUAGAGCUUCUUUCCGGGCUCGAGGUCAGUGGUAAAAGAAGACGUCUGCAAGCGUUCACACAAGUUCUCUUGCCUCACUCGCAAUGGCUGAUAUUGCUACUCGUGAAUUUCUCGCCCAUCUUGAAGCGCUCUACCCCAAGCAGGCUGAGGGAGUUGUCAGUCCCUGGUCUCUUGUCGCUGUGACUGCCUUUAGUUCCGGAAAUCUACCAGAGGCCGUUCCUGAGGUCUUCAAGUAUGCGCUUGAGGGCCUGAAGACUCACGAACAACGGCUGCUCCUCGCGCGGAAGUUGCAGGACGCGUUGUUCAAGUCUGGAUUGCUGUCAGGAUUUCCCAAGGCUAUCAACGCUCUUGGGCAGCUAUACACCGCCGUUCCUAACGAACUGCGCGAUACGAAACCCCUGCGUGACGUGUCAAAGUCAGUAGAAACUUUGACAGAGAACGGCCAACAUUACUUCGACCAGACUUAUGGGGAAACCGCAGCUACUGUUCAACCUUAUCUGCGGAAGAUCUGUCCCGAUCUUGAGUUCUUUUCCACGACUUUUGCGUACGGUUACACGUACAGCUUUUUCGACGUUGUCUCGCCUGCUGAGACUUCGUUCACUAUGGUGGCGGCUCUGAUAGCCAACGACACACCGCGUCAAAUUGACUGGCAUUUGCGGGGAUCUCUGAGGAACGGUGCCACGUUGGAUGAAGUGAAAACGGUUCGCCAGAUUGCUAUCGAGGUCGCCAAGGCAUCAGGCGUAAAGUGGAAGAAUGACAUCCCUGAUAUCCAUGAGUGAACUUGUUGCUGUACAUAAGUGUAUUUUUCGCUCUUUACCUUUCCGAGUAUGGUUGCCGAGCUGAUUUGCGUAAUGCGAAUCGGUUUGAGCGGCUAUAAGGAGCUCUAAGCCACGGCUCCGUUUUCGGAUUAUAGAUCUAUUUUUAGUACUUUCUCCGGUAUAGUGGUAAUAUUGAAGUACUUUGAGAGCUGUC
Molecule: messenger RNA, 1093 nt
Organism: Guyanagaster necrorhizus
Lineage: Eukaryota; Fungi; Basidiomycota; Agaricomycetes; Agaricales; Physalacriaceae
Exons: 4
Coding region: 205-900 (231 amino acids)
Source: RefSeq, a predicted model, not a curated record